Molecule: messenger RNA, 4818 nt
Organism: Triplophysa dalaica
Lineage: Eukaryota; Metazoa; Chordata; Actinopteri; Cypriniformes; Nemacheilidae
Gene: ets1
Product: v-ets avian erythroblastosis virus E26 oncogene homolog 1
Exons: 8
Coding region: 460-1758 (432 amino acids)
Biological process (GO): cell differentiation; regulation of transcription by RNA polymerase II
Cellular component (GO): nucleus
Molecular function (GO): DNA-binding transcription factor activity, RNA polymerase II-specific; sequence-specific DNA binding
Source: RefSeq, a predicted model, not a curated record
ACAUCCCUAGUCCUGAUCAAAUCGGCGUUUUUGUCCCGUCGAGUUUAUAUCAAAGUAGACAGGGCAUAACUCUGAGGGAAAGACAGCAGAGUGCGUGUUUUUUUGUAAGACAGCGGAGUGGUGUGUAAUUGAAUUGUAGUGAAUCUGCGCGUAACACCGCCCCUUCAAGCGGGGAUCAGCCUCUUCCGCGCCGCGCACAGAUCCGCCCUGACCGGGCUAACUAACAGAAGAGAGGCAAUGAACGAGUGAUUGAGAUAUAGAGGGAGAGAGAGAGAGAAAGAGAGCGAGGAAAGGACACACAUCAAUACUUCAGAGAUCGGACCGUGUUAAAGGGAAAACCUGUGUAAUUCCUGAGAGACUUGAGGCGCACAUACGGACUUUGGAGAAGAGAUUGGGACUAUCCUAGAGGAGCACAUACAACAACAAUUUAAACAGACUUUAGACAUUAAAUGCGUGACCAUGACGGCAGCUGUCGACAUGAAGCCGUUAACAAUAAUUAAAUCCGAAAAACUAGACGAUCUGGAAUGUGCGGAUGUCCCUUUACUCACUCCAGGAAGUAAAGAGAUGAUGUCACAGGCUCUGUUGGCCACGUUCAGCGGCUUCACCAGGGAGCAACAGCGACUCUCCAUCCCAAAAGACCCACGGGAGUGGACAAAUGCUCACGUGAGAGAAUGGUUAACCUGGACGGUGAAUGAGUUCAGUCUGAAGAAUGUCGACUUCCAUAAGUUCAGCAUGGACGGGGCCACUCUCUGCGCUCUGGGUAAAGAACGCUUCCUGGACCUCGCGCCAGACUUCGUGGGUGACAUCCUGUGGGAGCAUUUAGAGAUGCUGCAGAAAGAAGACCAGAAACAUUUCCCCGUCAAUGGUCUGACCUCCAGUUUCCAAGAAUCCCGUUACUCCUCAGACUACUUCUUCAAUUAUGGCAUAGAGCAUCCACAAUGCGUCCCUCCUUCAGAAUACACAGAACCGAGCUUCAUCACAGAGUCGUACCAGACCCUUCACCCCAUUAGCUCGGAAGACCUGCUGUCGCUUAAAUAUGAGAACGACUAUCCGAACGUCAUCCUGCGAGAUGCCCCUCUCAAUCCGCUGCAGGGAGAUUACUUCACGGUCAAACAGGAAGUUGUGUCACCUGACAAUAUGUGCGUGGGCAGAAUAAGCAGAGGUAAGCUCGGAGGCCAAGAUUCAUUCGAGAGCAUCGACAGUUUCGAGAGCUGCGACAGGCUGACUCAGUCCUGGAGCAGUCAGUCGUCGUUCAACAGCCUUCAGAGAGUUCCCUCCUAUGACAGCUUUGACUCAGAGGACUACCCCACCGCACUGCACGGACACAAACCAAAGGGUACCUUCAAAGACUACGUACGGGAGCGAUCGGACCUCAGCAAAGACAAACCAGUCAUCCCGGCAGCUGCGCUCGCUGGGUACACAGGCAGUGGACCCAUCCAGCUCUGGCAGUUUCUGUUGGAGCUCUUGACAGACAAAUCCUGCCAGUCUUUCAUCAGUUGGACCGGAGACGGCUGGGAGUUCAAACUUUCUGACCCUGAUGAGGUUGCACGUAGGUGGGGCAAGAGGAAAAACAAGCCUAAGAUGAACUACGAGAAGUUGAGUCGCGGUCUACGCUACUACUACGAUAAAAACAUCAUCCACAAGACGUCCGGCAAACGUUACGUCUACCGCUUUGUGUGUGACUUGAAAAGCCUGCUGGGAUACACUCCUGAAGAGCUCCACACCAUGUUAGAUGUGAAGCCUGACACGGAUGAGUAAACUCCGGACUGGAGAAAGAGGAGAUUGAGGCUGAAAAUGUCCCUCAGACACCCUAGAGUCAAUUUCCGGCUCCAGUCACAUUUUAUCUGAACACUUAGUGGUGGUCAGGUCUUGUUUUGAGCUCAUUGAAGAGACAAAAGAAAGCAUCACAACAUUUACCAAAGUUUAUGACGUGUGGACUUGUCUGUAUUGUUUAUAGCUCUGCGGAGGAAGAGAAAACUGUAAGUUCAGGUAAAAAUGCCAUUUUGACUCAGUAGCACGAACAGCAGACUGCAAAAGCAGAGAAAUACAAGGACUUCUCGGACUGGUCAUUAACACGUUGCCAAAAUUAGAGACAAGAGGAAUAUCGCAGAAAUAUUUACUACUACGUUUUGUUUUCUGUUUCUCUCUCCUUGCAUACACAACACGAGGAAGAGUUCUCAGCCGGACCAAAAUAACGAAAGGUGUUUGUUUAUUUUUUUAUUGUUGUCUAAAGAUAUAUAUGUGUGCCAGUAUUAAUUUGUGGAGAUCACUUGCUGUUUUAUUAUUGUCUGGACAGAGAUUGUGUCGUUUGUACAUUUUCAUACGCAGAAGAUGAAGGAUUAUUAAAGUCGUGCUUAGACAUUCCCCCGCUUUUAAGGUCAUAGUUGGUUGUGUUCUGCUCUUACCACAAUGUCCGUGCCUGAAAAGACUGUUUUUGAUCAACGAAUCAUAACAGAUACCAAAGUCUCGCCUCAUUUCUGUUGAAGGAGACGCAUCUCAGUCAAACUGAGAGUUGGCGAGAGGCACGUUUGAAAACGGCCGUUGACUGCUCAGCGGUGACACACCAUCCACCAAUGAGUCUGUGGUAUAAAAAGAUCCCUGUGCGUUCAAGACUGGUUAUAUUAAGACAAAAAACAUCAAACAUUUCUUGUCUUUUUUGUACACUUCAUUUUCCUCUGUAAAGCGUUGCCUUAAUAGGAUCUAUAUGACUGUAUUUGUUAUCGUGAGGUUGAUUGAAAAGUGUCGGGUAGGUUACGACCGAAGCUUCUUUUCAACAAUUUUCAAACUAAUCUGUUCGUUUUAACUGAUCCAAAAGCCAUAAACUCAAGAUGUUUGAGAAGUGCUGUGUAAAACAUUCUCACCUUGAUGAAGACGUUAUUGAGCCAUGUUUUAAAGUACAGAUUGCGUUAAGUAUCGUUUGUGCUUCGGAAAGUGGAGAAAUAUCUACUCUGUAGUGUUUGGUUUUGUUUUAAAGAUGGAUUUAGAAAGUGGCUGUUGGCGGUUUAUUGCCGGUUUAUUGCGUGUAAAAGCGUCCGCACGCUUUAUUUCCCCACGCCGUUGAUGUUCUAUUGGCAUGGUUAGCUGUGGCGAAUACCGCUAUGUCAAAGGAGAUAGUAAUGCACAAAGGAAAAUCGAAGUUUGUGGUUUUUCGAUGCAGUAUUAUGGACAUUUAAUUGUUUUAGUCAUCACUGGCUGUUCUUUUUCGUUUACAUUACAGCUUCCACGUUAGCGUUUAGUCUUUUACUUUUUAAAGUAAAAAAAGAACUAAAUAGGCAAUAAAGUUUAUUUUGCGCUGGCUUUUAUUGUGCCGAACGUCAUUUGGGCUGUGUUUCUGUGUGGGAAGGGUCUCACACACAAGACCUUGUGAGAAAAGCCAAAGUAGAGAACGUUCAAAGAAAACAAAUAUUAUUGUUUACAGUGGUAUUAUGCUACCCAUUCCGGGUAAUGUAGCUUUGGAAUUUUUACAGAUGGCAUUUCAUAAAGUUGCUGUAUUAAACAGAAGCCAGAGACAGAACGGUUGUCAUGUCCACAGUCAUGAGGUAUUUUUGCAGGAGAGCCGAAAAGAAAUAUCUCCUUAAUUCAGUGAUAAAUGGUGUGUUUCAACCAACAUCUGAACAAGUCUGUUGUUUUCUCGAAGUUGAAGGGCUUGAUAGAUUUGUUCACAUUAGAGAUUAGAGAUGUUACUUGUUAUUAAACCACACAUGAGAAUGGCAGGGAUAUGUUACGUGGAAACUUUCUUUUUUGGACGAGAUCCCAGAUAUGAUUGUAAUAAUUGCAAACUUGAUGCAUUUGUGAAACUGAACACUUUUGACAGAUGCAUACAUGCAUAUACAUACUGAUGAGUGUUUUUCUCUUUUAUUUCCCCACGGUUUUGCCUUAUUUUGUAUAUUUUAUAUUUCUGUAUUUUUUGUUACAUGGGAAUUUUAAUGUAUUCAGUUCACAAACAUUUGAUACUUUUCAAUAAUUUAUAUUUUAUAAACUUUGAAAUAUAAGAUGCAGACAGCUGGUGCUUUCAUGGGAAAAUUAAGGUAGCGCAGGACAAAAUGUAGCGAAUUUUCUUUUUAUACGAAAAAGAGAAAACAAGAAAAAUGUUGAAUAUAAGGAAUUUAAAGACCUGUCUGCAGUUAUACGGUUGUGUAUAGAUAUGGCUGAUGCUGGCCCAUCAAUAUGUUCCGCUGGAGAGUUUUAUAAACAGUAGCUUCUAUUUCUUAUUGUACUUUAAAUUGUUAUGUUAUAAAAUAUAUGUGGAGAAAACCACCCGUGUGCUUUAUUCUUAUUGUAAUAAUGCUGAAUCAAAUGUUGCAUGAAAGAGAUACACCCAUACCAACAUUGUCCCACAAACACACACUUGCACAAACUCAGGUACAAAGAUACUACACACGCACUUCUCACCUUGCUCGCUCUGUGCAGGGUUUGUGGCAGAUUUGUGGUUGCAUGUAUUAUGAUUCUUGGUUAAAUGAGCAGCUUCUUUCUUUCAUUGCUAAUCAUCACACAUACCACAUCUGCAGGUUUUCAUAUAGCACAGCUAUUUGUGGACAGUCUUAUCAUGGAAACUCAAAGACUUUUACCUUUAAGCAUUCUAAUUAUUGGUGUGUGCAUCACCUUUGGGCUGUUUGAUGGGCUCUAGUGGCUUCUGAGAAUUCACGGGUUUCUGAGGACGAACAGUUUUAUUGUGAAGUGACUGUAAAAAAAAACAGGAGAGCAAUGGGGAGUCCAUUCGUUGUAAUGUAACAUCAUAGUAAAAUAAAUCAACUUAACUAUAAAUGAAUAAUUGAAUACAUUAAAAUAAAUAAAAACAGUAUGUCCUUUUUCUCAUUC